Molecule: messenger RNA, 616 nt
Organism: Microtus oregoni (creeping vole)
Lineage: Eukaryota; Metazoa; Chordata; Mammalia; Rodentia; Cricetidae
Product: U1 small nuclear ribonucleoprotein C-like
Exons: 1
Coding region: 40-519 (159 amino acids)
Biological process (GO): mRNA splicing, via spliceosome; mRNA 5'-splice site recognition; spliceosomal snRNP assembly
Cellular component (GO): nucleus; U1 snRNP
Molecular function (GO): zinc ion binding; pre-mRNA 5'-splice site binding
Source: RefSeq, a predicted model, not a curated record
UCGGCGCGAAAGCGAGUAGCCAACGGCCUGUGGAGCAACAUGCCUAAGUUUUAUUGUGACUACUGUGAUACGUAUCUUACGCAUGAUUCUCCAUCUGUGAGAAAGACGCACUGCAGCGGUCGGAAGCACAAGGAGAACGUGAAAGACUACUACCAGAAAUGGAUGGAAGAGCAGGCCCAGAGCCUGAUUGACAAAAUAACGGCUGCAUUUCAACAAGGAAAGAUACCUCCAGCUCUAUUCUCUGCUCCUCCUCCUGCAGGGGCCAUGAUCCCGCCUCCCCCCAGUCUCCCGGGUCCUCCUCGCCCUGGCAUGAUGCCUGCACCCCACAUGGGAGGCCCUCCCAUGAUGCCGAUGAUGGGUCCACCUCCUCCUGGGAUGAUGCCCGUGGGACCUACUCCUGGAAUGAGGCCUCCCAUGGGUGGCCACAUGCCCAUGAUGCCCGGGCCUCCAAUGAUGAGACCCCCUGCUCGCCCUAUGAUGGUGCCCACAAGGCCUGGCAUGACUCGGCCAGACAGAUAAGAGCGGAAAGGCUCUAUUUCGGUUUUGUAUUUCUUGUUCUGUUUCAGCAGGAGAUCACGGUGCUGAGCCUGGGUGUUUUCUAGCUGCACUACAAGCA